Phycodurus eques (leafy seadragon) is the source of this 1922-nucleotide messenger RNA. It is a transcript of the gene eif3i, whose product is annotated as eukaryotic translation initiation factor 3, subunit I. Gene Ontology annotation, biological process: cytoplasmic translational initiation. The coding region runs from base 97 to 1074 and encodes 325 amino acids. Gene Ontology annotation, cellular component: eukaryotic translation initiation factor 3 complex, eIF3m; cytoplasm. Gene Ontology annotation, molecular function: protein binding; RNA binding; translation initiation factor activity. The transcript has 11 exons. The record is from RefSeq and is a predicted model, not a curated record. NCBI's taxonomy places the organism in Eukaryota, Metazoa, Chordata, Actinopteri, Syngnathiformes, Syngnathidae.
CUUCGCCGACAGAGACACGAGUGUUCAUUUUCUCUCUCUCUCUCUUUGGGCAUACGGACCUUUCUAGACCCGAGUAUUAACAGUCGGUUGGAAAACAUGAAACCCAUUCUGCUUCAGGGCCACGAGAGGUCCAUCACUCAGCUCAAGUACAACAGAGAAGGAGACCUCAUCUUCUCCGUGGCCAAGGACACGGUUACAAAUGUGUGGUACUCCGUCAACGGCGAGCGUCUGGGCACCUACAAUGGACACACGGGAGCGGUGUGGUGUGUCGACUGCGAUUGGGACACCAAGAACGUGUUGACAGGUUCGGCCGACAACAGCUGUCGGCUGUGGGAUUGCGAGACGGGUAAACAGUUGGCCUUGGUCAACACCAACUCUGCGGUCAGAACGUGCGGCUUCGACUUCAGCGGCAAUAUCAUCAUGUUCUCCACGGACAAGCAGAUGGGCUACCAGUGCUUCCUCAACUUCUUUGACCUGCGGGAUCCACAGCAAAUUGACGACAAUCAGCCGUACCUGACCGUCCCGUGCAACGACCACAAGAUCACCAGCGCCGUAUGGGGCCCGCUGGGCGAGUUUGUCAUUGCCGGGCAUGAGAAUGGCGAGAUCAACCAGUUCGGUGCCAAGUCAGGGGACAUCCUGAAAACAAUCAAGGAGCACAGCAAGCAGAUCAACGACAUCCAGUCGUCGGUGGACCUCACCAUGGUCAUCACUGCGUCCAAGGACAACACUGCCAAGCUCUUUGACUCAGCCUCCCUGGACCACAUCAAGACCUUCAGGACAGAGCGACCCGUCAACUCGGCCUCCAUCUCGCCCAUCAUGGACCACGUGGUAAUGGGUGGCGGUCAGGAGGCCAUGGAGGUGACCACCACCUCCACCAGGGUUGGCAAGUUCGAGGCCAGGUUCUUCCACGCUGCCUAUGAGGAGGAGUUCGGCAGAGUCAAGGGACAUUUCGGACCCAUCAACUGUGUGUCGUUCCACCCAGACGGAAAGAGUUACAGCAGCGGAGGAGAGGACGGAUACGUGAGGAUUCACUAUUUUGACCCGCACUACUUUGACUUCGAGCUGGAGGUGUGAAAAACACGCACGCCAGCAGGCGUUUUGAGACUCAUGCCUAGUGGGCAUCCAAAGCAGGUCUUUUUUUUUUUAAACAUUUUGCCAUGAUAAGACUUGACACCCCCACGUAACACAGCAUUUCUACCACCUUCAACUAAACAGUUCCAACUUCAUAUAGCGCCUGUGUGAUUUGUCCAAAAUUAACUCAGUGAGUUUCUCUGUUUUAUUAUUAUUUUUUUAUUACAAAGUCAAAAGUCCUGGUAGCAAGAUCACAUCACCUUUGUACACGACCACAAAAUAAGCUUGACUUGCUUUUUUAUAUAUAUAUAUAUAUAUAUAUAUAUAUAUAUAUAUAUAUAUAAAAAGGGGGUGGGGGCUUCAGACUGAAGCACAAUGAAACAAAAUAUAGGAUGCUUUAAAAAUAACUUAAGAGUGGAGCGACAGCAAGGAAGAUCAUAAUUACACGCAUUCAGUCAUUAUUACAAAUAGACGCUUAAUAUGUAUUAAAAAAAUACUGAUGAGGGUAAUUUGAGCAAGGAUGGGUUUCUUCAUUUUGGAUGGAGCACAAACAAUGAUGAGGUUGUUUUGGUCUACAUGGUGCAUCGGGCGGGUGGGGGCUUAACACUGGCAACGGGGUAUGUGCUCCAUAAGCACGGCAGUCAAAGCACUUCUGUCUUCAAGUAGUCUUCACUUCUUUUGCUCUAAAAAAAGUUAAACAUAUCAAACAUUGCUGUGUAAACACAAAGUUAUUGAGUCAAAUGAUCUUACGCUGAAGUAUCCAUCUUUUCCUCCUUGAGAUCAUCAUUCACAUCUACAAAGCAGGAAAAAAAGUGAUGUGUACAUUUCCCCCAUUAAAGAAAAACUGAUUA